AUGUCACGUCUUCUGGUGCUGCUCGCCGUUCCUUUCGCCGUUCUGGCCUUGACGCCCAACGAGAAGCUCAAGAAGUGCUGCGCCACGCUCACGGACGCCGACAAGGAGUGUGUCGACCGCUUCUGCGACUUCAACGCCAUCUCUCAGACCAACGUUAGUUGCCUUUAUUCUUGUCAUUGACAUUUAAAGUUUUGUUCGAGAUCGGCUGAUCAUUGGGAAGAUUUGCAGAUCCUGAACUACCUGUCGACGUGCUCUGACCGCGGACCGACCGUCGGACAGAUGUGGGACUGCGCCUCGCUGCGACACGACCACACCAAGUGCUGCGUCGACAAGGGCGUCACCGGAAAGUGUCUCGAGUACUGCUCGGCCCAAGACGGCGUGCCCAGCAACUACGCCGACUACGUCUUCUGCACCGAGUCGUUCAACGAGAUCCGCGACUGCUUCCACGAGCAUCUCGACAAGAACCCCUGGUUCAACAAGAUCAAGUCCGCCAAGAGCCCCUAG
This is a messenger RNA of Caenorhabditis auriculariae, 504 nucleotides long. NCBI's taxonomy places the organism in Eukaryota, Metazoa, Nematoda, Chromadorea, Rhabditida, Rhabditidae. The record is from the annotation of a GenBank genome assembly.